AUGUGGGUUGUACCAAGACCUCAGGGGCCUGUGUUUUGGUCUAAUAUUUUGGAGAACUUUAACGACGACCAGUGGCAACAGCAUUUUCGAAUGUCAAGAAACACCUUUGAAUUUAUUUUGCAACAAGUUGAUCAAAGCCUGACACGUAAGUCUACCAACUGGAGAAAGCCCAUACCACCACGCCAUCGAUUGGCUAUUGUUUUGUGGUGGUAUGCAACCCCUGGCGAGUACCGUACCAUCAGUUGUCUUUUUGGUGUCGGACUGUCCACUGUUUGUACACUGGUUUACGAGGUCACCGCGGCAUUAAAGAGAAUGCUUUUAAAAUGUUUCAUCGCCUUACCCAAGGGGGAAGCUCUUCAACAGGCGAUAAAUGGGUUCGCUGCACGUGGGUAUCCUGCACGUGGGUAUCCGUGGGUAUGUGCUGGUGCAAUAGAUGGCAGCCACAUUCCUAUUAUUGCUCCACAAGAAGAUGCGACGGCGUAUUAUAAUCGCAAGGGAUGGCAUUCGAUUGUACUUCAGGCUGUUGUGGACCACAAUUUCUGUUUUACAGAUAUAUAUGUGGGCUGGCCUGGUCGCACGCAUGAUCCUCGUGUUUUAUCCAAUUCUCCCAUCUUCAAAAUGGCAGAAGAACAAGGCGGAUACUUGUUUCCUCAUGAGAACUCCAUGUCAGUGAACGGAGUCGAUGUUCCUGUCCAUUUAAUUGGUGAUGCUGCAUACCCUCUCAAGAACUGGCUUAUGAAGGGUUUCACAAACCACAAUACGCUAACCCCUCAACAACGUCAUUAUAACUAUCGACUGAGUUCAGCACGGAUGGUUGUGGAGAAUGCCUUUGGUCGCCUUAAAGGUCGUUGGAGGUGCUUGCUAAAGCGCAAUGAUGUCGACACUGUUUUGAUGUCGGAUGUUGUUGCUGUGUGUUGUGUUUUGCAUAAUAUUUGCGAGAUAAACAAAGAACAUUUCUUGCCUGACUGGAACAUUACAGAUGCUUUGCAAGAGCCAGAACAAGAUAUGUUUCAGGGGGUGGGAGGGCCUAAUUCACAAGCUAUUCGUGCAGCUAUAAUGACUCUCCUGUAAUCUUGGUACCUUGUUUAUAUGGCAUGAUGAAGCAUUGUUACCCUGAAACUUUCCGUUGUUUACUUUUUUACUGUUUAUACGUGUGUGAUAGGAUUGAUGUACUGAAUAAACAUGAUUGAGAACAUAUAUUUUUGUUGUUCUUUAAUGUUGGUAACUAUAUAUGACACAGAAUUUAUGUAUAAUUGGCUGAAGCACCCUAAUUGCCAUAAACAAUGGCAGCAUAUUAUAUUUUAUUUUGUGAAGUGUACUUGGACUGAACUUAUACCAGACACUAAAUAAAAUGGAUGUUUAAGAUGCCUUAUUUGAAAUGUACCUUACUCAUGUAUCAGUAUCAUAACUUUGUCUCAAGAUCCA
This is a messenger RNA of Misgurnus anguillicaudatus (oriental weatherfish), 1425 nucleotides long. The record is from RefSeq and is a predicted model, not a curated record. NCBI's taxonomy places the organism in Eukaryota, Metazoa, Chordata, Actinopteri, Cypriniformes, Cobitidae.